Molecule: messenger RNA, 776 nt
Organism: Biomphalaria glabrata
Lineage: Eukaryota; Metazoa; Mollusca; Gastropoda; Planorbidae
Exons: 3
Coding region: 77-451 (124 amino acids)
Source: RefSeq, a predicted model, not a curated record
UUUACAUCAUCCUGAUAUAGUCUGCGAUUUUUAAAAUUUUUCAUAAGGAUAGUGAUACCCACUGUCCUGUGUUAAGAUGCGUUCUCUGAUUCUUGUUGUACUUGUUGCUGCAAUAGGAUUUGUUGCCGCUGAAUGGAGUGGGUUCUCUUACGUUAUUGGGGAUAUUCCCGAGUGUCUAGAAACAUUUUUUGAGCGUGAAGAGAAAUUUUUAAAGUUUUUGGUUGAUCUGUGUUCACACGCCGAAAAGGUAUUUGGUGCUGAAACUGUCAUGGAAAUCAUCAAGAAGGCUUUGGAAAUUGUUUUUGCCAAAUUAGACAUAAUUGGAGGUGACCUAUGGAAUUCGCAAACCAAUGUUGAAGGUCUCGCUAGUACAGCUACGACAAUCAUUUCAUGGGGUGAGAAAGCAGAUCUGCCUUAUAUAGAGAUUCAACUAGAAGACUUGCUUAGAUGAUCCAAAGUCAUUACAGAUAGUGGGGUUUAUUUUGUUUUUUUUUCAAUUGGUGUUAGGACUUCAAGGUGAUAACAUCGAUUAUUGACAGAGACUCGACUGUGGUUUUUAGAGAUUAAAUGCUAUUUCAUCGUUAAAACUGUCUGAAAUUAGUUCUUCACUUGUUCUUGUGAUAGUUUUCCCGUUCAAAGAACUCACCUGAUACACUCGUACAAGACACUCAAACAUCUUCGAAGUAAUUUGUCAAAGUCAGAGAGACAUUAACGUCUAGGUAAACCUUAUUACACUUACUAUCUAAUUACCUAUCAAACUAAUUAUCUAAAUAACU